GAUUCAGAAUCGUCAUGCCGCCUGUGGGAAACACGAGGUCGAAAUGCUCCGGCAGUUUCGCGCUCUGGCGAAAUCUGAGCCUCCUUGUCUCAAACACGAAGCUGUAGAUACAGAGCUCGACGUCGGUCUCCAGUUUCUCGGUUCGGAAGCAGGGUAUGAUCCUGAAAACUUCAGUCCGUUCCCAUCCUGGGAGGUGAAUGGGAUUAAAUGGUCAGAUUUAGAAGACGAUGAUGCCAUUCCAUACAUUUCUUCGCCAAGAAACAGCAUCUCAGAGGAGAAAUGGAACUCUGCUGACAAUGUUAUAAGGAGGAGCCACUGUCCUGAAGAAACGGUGAUGGUUCCAGUAGUGAGAAGGGCUCUGCCUCAUCACGAGAUCAAUAGCCAGGAGAGGGACUCUGCUCUCUCACGAUACAAAGAGAAGAAGAAAACGAGAAGGUAUGAGAAGCACAUCCGGUAUGAGUCACGCAAGGUUCGGGCAGAGAGCAGGGCCCGAAUCAGAGGGCGCUUUGCUAAGGCAGAUCCAUGAAGCAUCCAUCCACUGGUGCCUCUUCCUCUUCAUGAUUGAGAAAUUUCAAAACAACUAUUUGUUUGUUUUAAGACAAUGAACGCUCUUACAAGUUACAACCUUUGUUUUUACU
This is a messenger RNA of Tarenaya hassleriana, 638 nucleotides long. Its product is annotated as zinc finger protein CONSTANS-LIKE 13-like. Gene Ontology annotation, molecular function: protein binding. The record is from RefSeq and is a predicted model, not a curated record. The coding region runs from base 44 to 526 and encodes 160 amino acids. The transcript has 3 exons. NCBI's taxonomy places the organism in Eukaryota, Viridiplantae, Streptophyta, Magnoliopsida, Brassicales, Cleomaceae.